AUGACGGUGAAAAAGGCAUCCCGCUCAGGCGGGUAUGCCGCCAUCGUCGCCAGGCAGAAGCUACACAACGCUAACCAACAGCUAGAUAUGAUGGCUAUAAGUAAAUCUUCUUUCCAAACGUACAACAUCAUCGUUGGCUUCAAUGAAAAGGACCAACUUCAGUUACUCACGAAAGAAGAUACAAAAGAAGACGAAAAACAAAAGCUAAUCAAAGAAUACAAUGAUUUUACAACUACCAAAUACGAAAAUAUAUCUAUAGACGACAUAGAGAACUGUGUCAAUAUUGAAAACUAUCCCAACUGCGAAAAAACUCUAGUCUUCUAUGUAAAUAAGAACGUAAACAAAGAAGCCAUCGCACUUCGAUUCGAAAAUGAGCAGGACUUCAAAAGAAUAUACUUCACAUACAAGUAUUUUAGAAUGCGGAAUCGACUGACUAAAAAUACAUAUAAUUAUUCCAGUAGCGAUAAUUUAUUCUCUAAAAAGAAGACGAACGAGUUGUUCAAAAGCAGAAAAAACAGCGUCGAUGACUACAGUUACGAUAAAACGCGAUCGGAGUUUGACUUAUUGCAAACGGUCGAUAGCGAUGGUGUCACACACAUAUCUGUACAGCAGAAGGGCUCGAGUCGAUUCGAUCAACCUCUUAGUCUGAUUGGAUUUAAAAGCGACGUCGGCGACACUGGUGAGAUUGAUAGUAUAAUCUACACGGAUAUUGACAUACCAACGAAACCAGAGAGGAAGAGGUUUUUUCACAAAAAAACGAAGGCACCUUCUCCACCACUCCUGCCCAGUAAAGACACCCCGAAAGUUCUUAAAGGUGAAUUUGUCAGAGUAAAUGUUGACAGAGCACCUGACGUAAUACCUAAGGACAAUAAACAAAACAAAAUACCCGAUAUUUUAAUGUUUAGAGAUAACAAACCGAAAAGGAUUAGCAGUCUAUGGACAGCGACUAAUAAAGUAAGCACGGGCUAUGAAUCCGAUCGAGAGGAGUGGAGAAGCAGUCGUUCGCAGUUCUCCACCACCGCUUUCGAUAGUCUGACUCGUCCCACAAAAAUGGCAAUGGCGUUGACACUCAGAAAACCGCAAAGAGUAGACCCUGCACCGCAGUAUUAUCGCCUAACUAGCGAGCCCAAACCGCCACCGUUUAGACCGAACAACUUCUUGCACAGAGCACCAAGGCUGCCACGACCAAGUACGGAAAUAAAGAGGAAUCUAAGUACGGAACAUCGGAAAUACGCUUCUUUACAAAGCCUAGAAAUUCCGAUAAAGCUGAGCGAACCUAAGAGACAGAGCGAUCCCAAAAAGACGAAUUACUCGAACAUUUCCAAUAGGAUCACUGGACUGACAAAUAAGUUAAGGGAUUUGGGGGCAACGACCAAUACGAUCGGAAGAUUUAAGGCUCAGUCCCAUGGUGAUGUGACAAACCUGAAGCCAGUAUUAAAGACCAACGGUCAAGAUGGAGCGAAACGCUCCGUCGUCAGAACCUGCAGUGCUGAACCGCCAAAGAAAGUAACUUUCAGCGCUUUCGCCACAGUACAAGUGGUAUAA
Molecule: messenger RNA, 1545 nt
Organism: Parnassius mnemosyne (clouded apollo)
Lineage: Eukaryota; Metazoa; Arthropoda; Insecta; Lepidoptera; Papilionidae
Source: the annotation of a GenBank genome assembly